UAAAUGUUACAAAUCAUUAUGAAAUCGUACGAUAAGGCAAUUGAAAGCCGACUCUAAUUUAUAUAUAUAUUAAUAUAUUGUAUUACAAUAAUUAAAUUGUUUGUUUCAAAUGCUUCAAACAUAACUUCAUAUGAAUUAUAAUAACAAUAUUUAUUAUUUUAUGUUUUUUAAAUAAAUAUGUUUAGCAAUUAAGUACUUUUUAUUAUUGUUUUUAUUAGUUAAAAAAUAAUUUAUUUUAUCAACAUAUAUACUGUAUAUGUGGUAUUUUGAGGGUAGACAAGUGGAAAUACCUACUUGAACAACUGUGCAAUAAUUAAUCAUUAUUAAUUAUAGUCAAUAAUUUAAUUUUGUUGUUUUUUCAAAAUGCAAGCAAUCAAAUGUGUUGUUGUUGGUGAUGGAGCUGUUGGUAAGACAUGUUUGCUAAUCAGUUAUACCACUAAUGCAUUUCCUGGUGAAUACAUACCAACCGUUUUUGAUAACUACUCGGCCAAUGUUAUGGUCGAUGGAAAGCCUGUUAAUCUUGGAUUAUGGGAUACGGCCGGUCAAGAGGACUACGAUCGACUGCGGCCGCUAUCCUAUCCGCAAACCGACGUAUUUCUCAUCUGCUAUUCAGUAGUCAAUCCGUCUUCCUUCGAGAACGUCCGUAUCAAAUGGUGGCCCGAAGUCAGACACCACUGUCCGGACAAACCUAUAAUACUUGUCGGUACAAAACUGGAUUUAAGAGAAGAUCCAAAAACACUGGAAAAGCUUAAAGAGAAAAAACUGUCACCAAUUAGCUAUCCCAUGGGUCUGUCGAUGGCUAAAGAUAUCGGAGCCGUUAAGUACUUGGAGUGUUCGGCACUUACAUUAAAAGGUCUCAAGAAUGUCUUCGAUGAGGCCAUCCGUGCCUUUCUUUGUCCACAAGUGUCACCAAAAAAGAAAAAACAAAAAUGUCUUCUCUUAUAAAAGAUAUUGUUAUACAAAAACAUAUACCGGUUCUUAAAAAAACAAAUCUAAAUCAUAUCAAUAUAAUAAUACAAUCAUUAAUUAAUUCAAU
This is a messenger RNA of Oppia nitens, 1036 nucleotides long. Its product is annotated as ras-related C3 botulinum toxin substrate 1-like. Gene Ontology annotation, cellular component: cell cortex; cytoplasmic vesicle; plasma membrane. NCBI's taxonomy places the organism in Eukaryota, Metazoa, Arthropoda, Arachnida, Sarcoptiformes, Oppiidae. Bases 364 to 945 code for a protein of 193 amino acids. Gene Ontology annotation, biological process: regulation of cell shape; small GTPase-mediated signal transduction; motor neuron axon guidance. Gene Ontology annotation, molecular function: GTP binding; protein kinase binding; GTPase activity. The record is from RefSeq and is a predicted model, not a curated record. The transcript is spliced from 2 exons.